CGCAAAUAGCAAGCCGCGUAGCGCAGACGAGAAAGGGGUAAUUGUAAAGUCUGCUGCUAGGGUUUCCAAAUUUUCCGUGUUUACUUCAGUUGUUGUAGGCGAAAUGACUCGCAUAUACGUGGGAAACUUGGAUCCACGAGUUAGUGAGAGGGAUCUUGAGGAUGAAUUUCGUGUUUUCGGAGUUAUAGAAAGUGUGUGGGUUGCACGAAGGCCACCAGGUUAUGCUUUUAUUGACUUUGAGGACCGUAGGGAUGCAGAGGAUGCAAUCCGUGAGCUAGAUGGCAAGAACGGCUGGAGAGUUGAACUUUCUCACAACUCUAGAGGUGGGGGUGGUGGUCGUGGAGGUGGAGGUGGAGGUGGGCGAGGUCGCUCUGGAGGUUCUGAUUUGAAGUGCUAUGAGUGUGGUGAGCCUGGUCAUUUUGCUCGUGAGUGUCGUCUGCGUGUUGGGUCGGGACGGCGUCGUAGUCGCAGCCCCCCUCGAUAUCGAAGAAGCCCAAGUUAUGGUCGAAGGAGUUACAGUCCUAGUGGACGAUCCCCUAGACGCCGCAGUUUGACACCUCGUGGGCGCAGCUACAGCAAGUCACCUCCGUACCGUGGGCGUGGACGUGAGGAAGUGCCAUAUGCUAAUGGAAAUGGUCUUAGGGAUCGACGCCGAAGCAGGAGCUGAGUAUUGAAGCCUCCCUCUCUUGGCGUUGUUAAGAGGAAGAUACUGGAAAUGAAUGUUAAUUAGUGUGCUUGGACUUCAGUAUGACUGUUAAAAUGGGCGACGCCCUCAGCUUCUACUCUUGGAUUUGGAUAAGUUCCUUUCUUUCUUUAAUUUUGAGCUGGGUUUUUUUUUUUCUCUAUGCAGAAUAUGUAGUUCCAUUAUAGCAGAUCUCAACAUUAUGAGUUUAUUGAGGGCAGUUCAUUGAGAGCUUUGCUAAAAUCCUAUGCUUUUUUUUUUUGUUGGUUUUGAGGUCUCAUCUGGUCCUGCUUCAUUGUUGGUGUGCUUCUGCACUCCCCGGAUUUCGUUCUUCAUUGACCCUGGGAUCUUCAAUUUUGAAUGGUUGUGGGUCCCAGCCUGCUACUUCUGUAGAUGCUUCUAGUUGAUUGAAUCUCUCCAGUUGUGAUGCACCUCCCUCUCUUGUGGCGUUCAUUUUUUUUAACAUGAAAGGAUUGAGGAGCGGCGUCCAACGCUUCUGGCAGGUAUACAUAUCUGUUCUACAGAAGUUGAGGGGUUUUGGGGAAUCUCCUUGAUAAAGAUUUUUUUUUUUUUUUUUGGGGGGUUAUGUUUUCUAAAUUGGAUUUUCUCAAAAACUUUGGGGGUGUAUGAUGUAUCUGUUCUACAGAAGCUGAGGGGUUUUGGGGAAUCUCCUUAAUUAAGUAUUUUUUUUGGGGUUCUGUUUUCUAAAUUGGAUUUUCUCACAAACUUUGGGGGUGUAUGAUCCAUUGAAAGCCUUCGUCUUUUUUUUUUUUCUCAGCUUUUUUCUAAAGGGGUAUUGGUUUUAGGAUUUUGAUUUUGUAGCGAUGAUGAUCUUUAAUCUCUCCAGUGGUUGGGUUGUGAAUGGUGGUUAGAGUUCUAAAUAAUCUUACCCUUGAUGCUCAAAUGGAGUAAGAUUACUCUUACCUCUAUUUGGGUGCGGGAAAGGCUUUGACAUUCACGGUAGUUGAAAGAUUUGUUUAUACGACUACAUGCGCCAGCUGUAAUUUCCUUCAUGUAUUUUUUUGUCUUUAUAUCUACCGGGUCAUGGGUGGUUCUCAUGCUGUGGGUUGGCGACCUCUGGCUAAGUUUUGGUUUCACUAGAAGAUCAAUGACUCCAAUUGUAGAGAGAUGCUUUGGCUAUUGGCUUUAGAGCUGAAGCGGCUAUCUGAUUUGGUUUGGCGUUUUGUGCUUAAGCGGCUUCCCUAGUUGGUCUGGUUUUUUCUGAUGAUUAAUCUCUUCAAAAAAGCUCGGCACUCUGAAUGAUUUUUCCGGUCAACUGCAACGUAAGUAAACAAGUUCCUGGACUAAUGGGAUAAUUGCUGAACUGAACAUGCAGUUAUGUCAGUAAAAGCAGUCAGAACUCGUUUGUUGGAAGGUAUUAUUUUUUGGGUCUUCCAAGUCCGACACUGCCAGAUGAUGUUGGGUGAGAUUCACCGCCCCAAGUAGCUUUAUACUGGAUCUUUUACACGGAUUUUCAAAUCUUUUUCAUCAUGCAUCGACUAUAUAGAUAUAUAUAUAUAUAUAUAUAUAUAUCUAUCUAUAUGUUCUUUCUUUCAAGACUCGGUUCUGCGGUACUACGUCCGUAAGAUAUCUGUGUGUGUGUGCUGGUUUUUAUGCAUUUUGUAAUGUUGUAUAACUGGUCCAAAUCGAUACAACUCGAGUGUGGUUGUAAACAGUAAUUGUUGUUUUAGCAUGAGUAAUGGUAUCUUUUUUGAUA
Messenger RNA from Juglans regia (Persian walnut), 2399 nucleotides. Its product is annotated as serine/arginine-rich splicing factor RSZ22-like. Gene Ontology annotation, biological process: mRNA splicing, via spliceosome. NCBI's taxonomy places the organism in Eukaryota, Viridiplantae, Streptophyta, Magnoliopsida, Fagales, Juglandaceae. The transcript is spliced from 6 exons. Gene Ontology annotation, molecular function: zinc ion binding; RNA binding. Bases 104 to 667 code for a protein of 187 amino acids. The record is from RefSeq and is a predicted model, not a curated record. Gene Ontology annotation, cellular component: nuclear speck.